GGUAGCUAAAUAGAAAUUUUAAAAAGUGCCAUCGACAAAAAUGGGCAAAUUUACUUAGUAGCAAUACAGGUAAUCACUUUUUGCCUUUAUUCGAAUAACGCGCGAAAAAAAUAAACAAAAACCGUCAGAAAAGUUUAAAUAUGAAUUUAAGUAAUUUCCACGAAAUAACUGCACGGAAAUAUGAAAAACACUUAUCAAUCUUUGGUAGUAAAGUUUUAAAAGUUUUGGUUGAGCAAAACACCAAAGAUGACUUUCUUAACUACAGAAAUCGUCUUAACAGAAACAGUACACGUCGAUAUUCUUAUAUCGAGUCCUCCAACGAAAAUAAUGUUAUCGAUUUCAUAAAUUAUAAUUCGAGCACCGAGUGCCCCAAUCUUCAAAACUCAGUCGAUUUGACCGUUAGAAAUACUAUAUCAUUUGAAACUCCAUCAAUACAUAAAUCAAAUGAACUUGUUAAAUGUGUACGCGAAGAUAGGCGUCUUGAAAUAACUAAGCAAAAAUUUACUUUAAAUUCACCUUACAAUGACAUCGUACCAGUUCCGUCUGUUAGCACUUUAUUAAACACUAUAGAUGACGAAGUACUUAUCCAGGAUAGCAAAACUUCAGAUGAUGCCGGGGAAGUAUUGUGGGAGAAUAUGUUUGAUACUGAAUUACUACUGGAUAUUAACAAUACAGAAAAUGAUAGUUGUAAAAAUUAUAGAAAGACAUCGAAACUGUUCGAAACAGGGUUCCCUGAUAAACCGGUAGAAAAUAAAAACAGCAAAGAACGCGGAACUACAAUUUCGAAAAAAAGGGUAAAAAAUCGUCCCGGUGGUAUUGAAGACGUCUUACCAAAAAAGGUAAAAAAAGUUCCCGAACUCAGCAAAGUAGUCAAACCGAAUUUUCGAAAGCAAAAGUAUUCUAAGAAAGUUAAGAAAUGGCUAAAUGAUGUCGAUCCAGCUAAUCCAGUAGAUGAUACAGAGGUGGCAAAGGAUGCCACCACGCGUGACAAUGAACCAGAACAGGAUACCGCAAUGAAACAGGACAAUUCUAUAGAAAUAACAGCUACAAAGAUCAUAGAGGGAAGUAAAACUAAAAAGACUGUACAAGCGCAAUUAACGAAUCAGAAUGGCGUUAUGAAAUAUUGCAAACCCAAAAAUGUAAACGAAAUAAGUAACGAUGAUAAAAGAAAAUCUUUAAUAGAAAAUAGUAGUACUAAAGAAAAAAGUGUAAAGUCUAAAUUUAUUCCCCCGAUUAAAUCCCAAAUUCUUGUUAAAGAGAUUACUUACGAGAUAGCAACAUUUGAAAAUGAACCUUCUAAUAAUUUCUUAAAUUUCUUUGAAUAUAGUGACGAAGAAAUAAUUGUAACUCUUAUUUAUAGAAAUGGCUUUUGUCAAUUAAAUAAUCAGCACACCGAAGAUGUGGAAGUCGUGGAGGGAAUAAUGUUUCUUGCUAACGAUAAAUAUUAUCAUAUUACAAAUGCUUUACAAAAUUAUAGAGAUACGUUACAGACAUUUAUGAAUAAAAAUUCUUGGGUUUGUUACGAAGGGAAACAUGUUAUUACAUAUUUAGUAAAUAAAUUUGGGAUUUCAAUCGACGUGAGCAAUUCAAAAUUUCUUGAUGUAAAGGUCGGUGGGAGCCUUCUAGACCCCGACAAUCCACCCAAUAACUUUACAGAAUUACAAAGAGUGAUAGGUUACGUGCCGGAGUUUACCAUAGCGACUGAGUGCUGCCUGCAGAAGGCGGCCUGGUACCUGGCGCUGUUGCACAACUGUUGGCAGAGACUCCGGCAAUCGCUGCUCGAUCAAGGCCUGUGGAAGGUCUUUGUAGAUAUCGAAAUGCGAGUUUUACCUAUCAUUUCAGAGAUGGAGAGAGUGGGCGUGUGCGUCAACAUGGAGAAGCUGCAAGUAAUGGAGCGGGCGUUGUGUGAGCGCGUGAGGUCGGCCGAGCUGGCGUGCCACCGCGCGGCCGGCCGCGUCUUCCAGCUCACCUCCGCGCCGCAGGUCCGCGCCCUCCUCUACGACGAGCUGCAACUCCACUCCCACUGCAACCUCAACAUCCGGGAGACCAUCCGCAAGGGAGCUAAAUCCACAUCCGAGGCGAUGCUUCGAAGUUUGAUGUACAAACACCCGCUGCCCAAACUGAUCCUGGAGUACCGGCACCUGCAGAAGGCUCACAGCACCUUCCUGCUGGGGAUAGCGCAGUGCGUGCACGAUGGACUCGUCAGACCUGUGUGGGAGCAGAACGCGGCUGCCACGGGCCGCAUCGCCUGCAACUCUCCCAACCUGCAGGCCGUGCCCAAAACACCCUUCAACCUCACUUUGUUUCGCGAGGACGACGCCGCACACGAGGAGGAAGCCCUGAACCUGCGGUCGGUGUACGAGAGCCGCUCGGGCUGGCGGCUGGUGGCGGCGGACUUCCGGCAGGUGGAGUGCCGCGUGUUGGCGCUGGCGGCCGGGGACGUCCAGCUGCUGGACGCGCUGCGCUCCCCCGACCUCUUCACGCUGCUCGCCGCCACCUGGCUCGGCAAGGAGGAGGCGGCCGUGAGCGGCGAGGAGCGCGAGCGCACGAAACGCGUCGUGUACGCCAGCAUGUACGGCGCCGGCGCCAACAAGCUCGCCGACGUGCUCGGCCUCGGCUACGAGCGCGCGCUCGAGGUCGCCGCCAGCUUCGACCGUCAGUGUCGCUCUCUACCGAUUGUUCUACCGAACAGCACGAUGUGCGGCGAGCUGACGGUCGUUAUCUCAGGCGCGUUCCCGUCGCUGAGGAGGUUCGGGCGCGAGGUGGUGGCGCGGUGCGAGCGGGACGGCACGCUGCGCACGCCCUGCGGCAGAGCGAGACACUUCCCGGACAUCGCGAGCGGGAACGCGGGCGCCCGGGCGCGGGCCGCGAGGAGAGCCGUCAACUUUGUCGUACAAGGGUCCGCGGCGGACGUGUGCAAGAUGGCGAUGGUGUCGAGCGUGUGCGCGCUGGCGGGGCGGCGGCCGGCGCUGCGGGCGCGCCUGCUGCUGCAGAUACACGACGAGCUGGUGUGGGAGGUGCACCAGGAGGAUCUGCACCGGGCCGCAGGUACGCACCGCUCCCGCGUACUGAAUGUUCACACAGUACACCUGUUAUGUUUUACAGUAAUCACGAUUUCAAGGGUUUCGAAGGUAAUAAGACACUUUUGUUUAAAGCGACAAUUUUUUUAAAGUGUGCCUCUUUUUGGUUUUCAUAUAUUUCGUUGCAAGAGCAACCUAUUCCUUUUUUUUUGGGAGUUUUCUUUUAUCGGAGGAAUGCAAUAAAGUGGUAGUACAUUUUGAUAUAACAGCAGUGAUACAGAGUGCGAUG
Molecule: messenger RNA, 3309 nt
Organism: Papilio xuthus (Asian swallowtail)
Lineage: Eukaryota; Metazoa; Arthropoda; Insecta; Lepidoptera; Papilionidae
Exons: 12
Coding region: 141-3170 (1009 amino acids)
Biological process (GO): DNA-templated DNA replication; double-strand break repair
Molecular function (GO): DNA binding; DNA-directed DNA polymerase activity
Source: RefSeq, a predicted model, not a curated record